AUGACCGACCCCAAAGUGUCUAAGACUGCUAUGUAUCCAAGACCGACCCCAAAGUGUCCAAGACCCCAAUGUGUCCAAGACCCCAAUGUGUCCAAGACUCCAAUGUGUCCAAGUCUCCAAUGUGUCCAAGACUCCAAUGUGUCCAAGACCCCAAAGUAUCCAAGACCCCAAUGUGUCAUAGACCAACCCCAAAGUGUCCAAGACUCCAAUGUGUCCAAGAUUCCAAUGGGUCCUAGACUCCAAUGUGUCCAAGACCCCCAUGUGCCCAAGAUUCCAAUGUGUCCAAUCCUCAAAUGUGUCCAAGACCUCAACGUGUCCAAGACUCCAAUGUGUCCAAGACUCCAAUGUGUCCAAGACCCCAAAGUGUCCAAGACCACAAUGUGUCCAAGAUCGACCCCAAAGCAAGACUCCAAUGUAUGUGUCCAAGACCCUAAAGUGUCCAAGACCUCAAUGUGUCCACGACCUAAAAGUGUCCAAGACUUCAAUGUGUCCAAGACCUAA
This is a messenger RNA of Mizuhopecten yessoensis (Yesso scallop), 501 nucleotides long. RefSeq lists its product as uncharacterized. NCBI's taxonomy places the organism in Eukaryota, Metazoa, Mollusca, Bivalvia, Pectinida, Pectinidae. The record is from RefSeq and is a predicted model, not a curated record. The transcript has a single exon. The coding region runs from base 1 to 501 and encodes 166 amino acids.